GGCUGCAAUACCUUUCUUCACCAAGGUUUGUUGUUUUCUUCGAAAGUUGAAACGUUCUAUUCCCUUCUCUUUAUUCUCCGACGCCGUCUUAUCCACCCACAACCGCCAGAAAACGCCAGUAUGCCGUCAGUUCCCGGAAAACUCGUCUGCGUCACCGGCGCCGGAGGUUUCAUUGCUUCAUGGCUCGUCAAACUACUCCUAGAAAAAGGCUACACUGUUAGAGGCACUGUCCGAAAUCCAGACGAUCCCAAGAAUUCUCAUUUAAGAGAACUUGAAGGAGCAAAUGAGAGAUUAAUUUUAUGCAGAGCUGAGCUUAAUGAUUAUGGGAGUUUACGUGAAGCAAUCAACGGCUGUGAUGGUGUUUUCCAUACUGCAUCACCUGUCACCGAUGAUCCAGAGCAAAUGGUGGAGCCGGCAGUGAAUGGGGCAAAGAAUGUAAUUCGUGCGGCGGCAGAAGCCAAAGUCCGCCGUGUAGUUUUAACCUCAUCAAUUGGUGCUGUAUACAUGGAUCCCAACAGAGCCCCUGAACAAGUUGUUGAUGAGACAUGCUGGAGUGAUCUCGAAUUUUGCAAAAAUACCAAGAAUUGGUAUUGCUAUGGGAAAGCUGUGGCAGAACAAGCAGCAUGGGAUAUGGCAAAGGAGUUAGGAGUGGACAUGGUGGCCAUCAACCCGGUUUUGGUGCUUGGACCGUUGCUACAACCCACUAUAAACGCUAGUGUUCUUCAUGUAUUGAAGUAUUUGACCGGCUCGGCCAAGACUUAUGCCAACUCCGUCCAGGGGUACGUGCAUGUCAAGGACGUGGCAUUGGCUCAAAUACUUCUUUUUGAGACACCUUCAGCCUCAGGCAGGUACCUUUGUGUCGAGACUGUGAUCCAUCGAGCUGAGGUGGUUGAGAUUCUGGCCAAGUUUUUCCCGGAAUAUCCAAUCCCUACCAAGUACGUUUACAAAUACCCAUACAUUUUAUGUCCCUUUUUCUUUUAAAUUAGUCAUAAUAUA
Olea europaea var. sylvestris is the source of this 996-nucleotide messenger RNA. Its product is annotated as cinnamoyl-CoA reductase 1-like. NCBI's taxonomy places the organism in Eukaryota, Viridiplantae, Streptophyta, Magnoliopsida, Lamiales, Oleaceae. The record is from RefSeq and is a predicted model, not a curated record. The transcript has 4 exons. Gene Ontology annotation, molecular function: oxidoreductase activity, acting on the CH-OH group of donors, NAD or NADP as acceptor. Bases 121 to 981 code for a protein of 286 amino acids.